Messenger RNA from Alternaria ethzedia, 6720 nucleotides. RefSeq lists its product as uncharacterized. The coding region runs from base 1 to 6720 and encodes 2239 amino acids. The transcript has 10 exons. Gene Ontology annotation, cellular component: telomerase catalytic core complex. Gene Ontology annotation, biological process: phosphatidylinositol dephosphorylation; telomere maintenance via telomerase. Gene Ontology annotation, molecular function: phosphatase activity; telomerase RNA binding; telomeric repeat DNA binding. Lineage: Eukaryota; Fungi; Ascomycota; Dothideomycetes; Pleosporales; Pleosporaceae. The record is from RefSeq and is a predicted model, not a curated record.
AUGUCUAUCCGUGUCCUGAUCAAAGAUUACCCACACCGCGCGAUCGCCCUCGCGACCUCGACCCACGCCCUCGUCCUCCGACACAGCUCGUCCACCACCGAACAGUCGGGGAACCCCAAUGCCUCGUCCACGUCACUGGGGAGCAAUGGCGCCGGCGUCGCGCGCUGCAUGGUCGAGUUCACCCGGCUGGAGGAAAUCGAUCUAGAAGACUACCGCGCGCUGCAUUCGGUCAACGUACACGGCACACUGGGCUUGAUCACCGUCAACAGCGAUGUCUUCCUCGUCGUCGUCAAUGGCGCGAGCAAGGUGGCGACAGUACGGCCUGGCGAGACGGUGCAGAGGAUAUACUCGGUCGGCUUCUACUGUCUAACCAGCACAAGCUACGAUACCCUGCUCAACGACGAAGUCAACCCCUACCCCACGGAUACAAUCGAUGACGAAGGAUAUGAGAUGGGCUUCGGUGGCAGGAAGGAGCAAUCUCCCAUGGAACACCCGUGUCUGGCGCUCAAGAAGAUACUCAGCAGUGGAACCUUCUAUUACAGCUCAGACUUCGACCUCACCAGACGCUUACAAGACCGCACAACCGAUGCCGCAACCGUUUCUAUCGACAGUCUAGACGCUGGCUUUCUAUGGAACUCAUACAUGAUCCAGCCACUGGUAGACUUUAGAAGCCGCCUUGCGCCGAGAGAGAAGGACGCUUUGGAUGCUUCGGGGAUCCUGACAUCUGCCAUCCGCGGUUUCGCACUUACCAUUACGAUUCCCAAGUCUUCGGCCCCCAUCAGGGUACAGGAUUCAGGCAUGCCGUCGUCCAUGACGCUCAUCUCAAGAUUAUCCUGCAAGCGGGCGGGCACAAGGUUCAACUCGCGAGGCAUCGAUGAUGAUGGGAAUGUCGCAAACUUUGUGGAAAGCGAAACAAUAUACUGGGCGCCGUCGGGAGCUUGCUUCUCUUAUGUGCAGGUGCGAGGAAGUGUCCCCAUCUUCUGGGAACAGCAGGCUGGUCUCCUCCCAAACCAACAAAAGAUUACCAUCACCCGGUCGCCGGAAGCUACACAGCCCGCCUUUGACAGGCACUUUGAUAAUCUGGAACUCAGCUAUGGCACAACUCAUGUUGUAAACCUGCUGAGCAACGAAAAACAAAACGAGUUAGAGUUGACGCAUAGAUAUCGUGGGCACAUCAGGAAUAGCCCGUUGAAUCAAGGAAGCAACCUCAACGACCGGCAGCAUGAUCUCAUCAAGCUUACGGAAUAUGACUUUCAUGCCGAGACGCGAGGACCCGGUGGCUAUGAGAUGGCUAGCAUGAUUGCUCAGUGGAUCCAAGGUUCUGCCGAAGGAUUCGGGUACUAUCUCUCUGAAGAUGUGGAAGAGGUGGCCAGACACAAUGGGGAAGACUACGCUGUCCGUCGGACAAUGAGCAUACUACAGCAGGAGGGUGUUUUCCGAACCAACUGCUUGGAUUGUCUUGAUCGAACGAAUCUCGUGCAAACCAUCAUCAGCAAGAUGGCGCUGGAAAUCUUCUUGAGCCACAAAGGUCUUCGAGCCAGUCAGGACUUCUGGGUCAGACAUUCAAGUAUGUGGGCAGACAAUGGCGAUGCUCUUUCAAAGAUCUAUGCGGGAACUGGAGCGCUGAAGUCCUCAUUUACUCGAUCUGGAAAGAUGUCGCUUGCCGGUGCUCUGGCAGACGCUCGUAAGAGCGCCACCCGAAUGUACAUUAACAAUUUUGCGGAUAAAGGGCGACAGAACACCAUCGACAUGCUCCUUGGGAGACUGAUUGGCCAGGUUCCAGUGCAUCUAUAUGACCCGCUUAACGACUAUGUGGUCGCAGAGCUUGCGCGACGAUCUGCGGAGUAUUCAGAGACCGAGAUGAUCAAUAUCCUUGUCGGCACAUUCAACCUGAACGGAAAGACGAGUGGCAUCAAGAGCGAUCUUUCGCCCUGGCUAUGCCCAGAUGUCGAUCCUUCACAGCAGUGCCCAGAGAUAGUAGCUGUAGGCUUUCAAGAGAUUGUCGAAUUAAGCCCUCAACAAAUCAUGUCGACAGACCCAGACAGACGCGAGGCUUGGGAGGAAGCUGUCAGAACGUGUCUGAACAAGAAUGCCGAAAAGCACAGAAAAGACGAGUAUGUUAUUCUAAGAGGCGGCCAGUUGGUGGGCGCGAGUUUAUCGGUCUUUGUCCGGGCCGACUGCCUCACGCAUAUCAAGAACGUUGAAGGCGCUUUAAAGAAGACUGGCAUGUCGGGUAUGGCUGGCAACAAAGGAGCAGUAGCCAUCCGGUUUGAGUACGCCAAUACCUCAAUCUGCCUUGUCACGGCCCAUCUCGCAGCUGGUUUUGCCAACUACGAAGAGCGCAACCGCGACUAUAAGACUAUCAGCCAUGGUCUACGCUUUCAAAGGAACCGAUCAAUUGAAGACCAUGACACUGUGAUAUGGCUUGGCGACUUCAACUACCGAAUUGGCCUGAACAAUGAGAAGGUGCAACGGCUGUGUCACGUUGGUGACCUCGAGACUUUGUACGACAACGACCAGCUAAACCUCCAGAUGGUAGCUGGUUUGACCUUUCCGUACUACUCCGAGGCCCGCAUAACUUUCCCACCGACGUACAAGUACGAUCUCAACAGUAAUCAAUACGAUACGUCUGAGAAAGCACGCAUUCCUGCCUGGUGUGACCGUGUACUUCGCAAGGGUGACAAUAUCCGACAAAUCCACUACAACGAUGCACCACUUCGCUUCUCCGACCACCGGCCGGUCUAUGCAACGUUCCAAAUACUGGUGCAAAGGGUUGAUGAAAAGAGGAAAGAUGCCAUGAAGGCUACUUUGUACAAACAACGAAGAGAGGUGGUUGGCGAUACCCACGCGGCGGGCCGUCUGGGUGAUGAUGAAACUGACGACGAAGAUCUGCUUGGGUACGACAGCAUUGAGCCAGGAUUGCCGCCUGCAAGCUCAGAUCGGAGGAAGUGGUGGCUCGACAACGGUUUACCGGCGAAAGCACGCGUGGAACCGCCAUCUAACAACCACUUUCCAAACCCGAAUCGACCAAGCAAUCCGUUUACGCCUAGUCCAGAGCCAGACUGGAUAGAUGUUAGGCAUAUGCCGAGCAGUCGCAGACCCGAGCCACCACCAGCACGCGGUUCACAAAGAGCACGCACAGUCGACUUCAAUGGCCCCUCCACCAAUUUACCACCAACGCAGAAGCCCGCGGCUCGUAAGAUGAUUGCUCCGUUAUAUCCAGGACAUGCCACUCAAAUUCUUGGUUCAGACGGUGCACGAGACUCGCUCAGCGACCUCCGCCGUAGUGGCUCAAGCGCGUCCACACACUCCCUUCCCAGCAACCUACCUUACCGCGCAUCAAAUACGCUCCCCCAAACACAAUCCUCCAGUAAACCACAAGUCCUUCGCAAACCAGCCCCACCACCAAUCCCAAACAAGAAACCCUCUCUCCUCUCCAAGGGUUCCUCUCCAGGACCAACCUUCGCACUCCCUCCACAACGUUACCGCGAUGAUCCCCCGGAAGAAGAAUCGAGGGCAUAUCCUCCGCAGUCAGCCAGACGCUCAAUGGCUCCGCCUCCUAAUAUGACGAGGAAACCAGUGCAGAAUCUGAUUGAUGAUGACGGUGAUAAGCCGGCAUUGCCGCCGCGCACAGGAAGUGGUGGGAGUAGUAGGAGGAAUUUGAUGGAUGAUGAGCCGGACGAUAUGCGCAAUAUGGGGGAUUGGGAGGUGCUUAGACCUAGAAAACGCAGCGCCCAUAGCGGUACGGGCAUCCGUAAGAAAGCAAAGGGCGCCGGUGACCAAUCCACUAAGGCCACUACUGUCAAUGCUACUCAUCCAGUCCUACAACGCCUCUAUCCCGAAGUCCUUACUCUGCGCCAGUAUCUACUCUCUCGGCUCCCAAGCUCGUCAAAGAACAGGUACCGAAAGCUUUCGCAACUUGGACAUGCAAUACCCGCUGGAGACAAAAGCACCACGGAUGGCCUUGACAAUGCCGUUGUGCAGUUGCUCGACUCAGCAUUAGUAUGCACCUCAGGCGUCCAACCAGAAAAGGACAAAACGACGAGUUUCACCGAGGAGCGUGAAAAGGAUAUCGAAGCGUUCACCCAACAACGAUCGCAGAGCACUCCGGGCGGCACGUUCAAGCCGGGAUACUACAGGCAAUCCGAAGUAGGUCAUACGACGCAUCGCCUGCUCAUAGUGUUCCGCUCAAAGAACUCGACUAAAUAUACCCAGAUUGUUGACUUCGUGAUAUGGCGCUUGUUCAAACGUUCAACAUCUCACAAACCAGCACAUCUACUCUGCUAUGGCUUUCAAAGAUCUGCAGGCAGCAAUCGCCGUGCACACAGGAACAGCGAGGAUCCGAGUUCAUCUAUUCCUGGUCUGCAAGAACGUCUCCCUAAUAGCUACGCGAGGACUUUGAAAGAGCCAGUCUGGUGUCGAUUGCACGCAUUGCUCGGCCAGGGCGGAGACCGCAUUAUCAUGGACAUGCUUCUAGAGUGCUCCAUAUUCAUCUUGGUCAGUGCUGAUAUGGGCAACUACUACCAGCUCUCUGGGGUUCCUGUGCAUGAGGUGAAAUCGGAUGAACAUCAGAAGAGCAACAUCGCAAGAGUCAACGCGGAUAAGGAAGCGCCCAUCAAACCUUCACAACUCAAGAUUGAAAGCAAAAAGCCUGGUGCUAUUACAUUUGUGCGCAGUCGCAUGCUUUAUGCGAAAGCAGCGCUCAAUGCGAAAGGUGAUGUUCUCAAUCGGUUCACUGAUCGGAAAGACAAGCAAGAGACAGUACAUGUCAUGCGGUAUAUCUUCCCACGUCAGUUCGGGUUGCACAACGUCUUCACCUCCAAGGUGGAUCAUCGUGAGACAGCCAUGCCGUUCAAAGACUACACGCUGCGCGAGAAGGAUAUACAUACCGCCAUGUGCCGGGAACUGGGACCCAAAGCGACAGACGCCCAGGAAAUAGCUAAGUGGAAGCAGCGAAUACCCAAGAGACUCCGGGGUGACGCUGUUAAACUGGUGGACAAACUUCGGGUCCGCAACCAGCGGUGCUCGUAUAUGGAGAUGCUGCGCCACUACUGUCCAAUCGAGGUACUCUUCUCCAUGACAUGUAUAGGAAGUCUGCUGACUCAUAUAGGGGGUACCCGUGUCAACGAAACCAGAUUGGAGGAAAAGCGCACUCCAGCCGAAGGCAGAUUCAUAUCCAAGGUUAUACCAGAAAGAUUCUGGGGCAACGAGCAUAACCAUCGCACCCUCAUGUAUUGGGUGGACCAGUUCGUCGACAUGCGUAGAUUCGAAUCGCUCAAUCUACAUCAGGUUACACAGAACAUACAGAUCACGAACAUAGCCUGGUUACGCCCACCCAGCCAAGACGACGACACAAAGGUGUCCAAGUCGGACAUAGAUAAACGUACGGAGAUAUUUCUCGAAUUCGUCUACUGGCUCUUCGACUCUUUCCUCGUUCCUCUGGUCCGCACAAACUUCCACGUAACGGAGUCCAACGCGCAUCGGAACAGACUAUUCUAUUUCCGCCAUGAUAUUUGGCGGAUGUUAACAGAGCCCGCUUUGAAGGAACUACGGAUGAACAUGUUCGAGGAGAUGCCUACUGAAAGCACGGAAAGACUGCUGUCCGCACGCCAGCUCGGCUUCAGUAAUAUCCGUCUCCUUCCGAAGAAACAGGGCUUCCGGACUAUCAUGAACCUCAAGAGAAGACAGCAGGUGAUGCGAUAUGGGACUAUGACUCUCGGACGAAGUAUCAAUUCAGUGAUGACUCCAGCUUUCAACGCGAUUACCUACGAGAAGUCGUUGCGUCCCGAUAAAUUCGGCUGCUCACUUUUCUCCGUCGGGGAUAUGCUUCCCAAGCUUGCAUCUUUCAAAGCAUCGUUGCGACAGCGGGGACUCGGCGACAUUCGGCUUUAUUUUGCUAAGGUUGAUGUUCAGGCUUGCUUCGACACUAUACCACAGUCACGCUUGCUGCGUAUGAUCGACAGUCUCAUGUCGAUCCAGGCUUACAACACCGGCAAACAUGUGGAGAUUUUCCCCCUGGGUCCUCUACAGCGUCUCGGCGGUAAACAUGUGGACCCAAUGCCUCUCAAGAAGUACAUACCGCAUACUGAGGCAGCGACGAGUGUAACGCCUUUCCACCAACUUGUGCAAGAUAGAUUGGCGGGCACAAAGGCCAAUACCGUCUUUGUUAAUACCAACAUGCAGCGGCGCGAGACCAAGGACGACUUGAUGCAGCUCUUACAGGAGCAUAUCGAGAGGAAUGUCGUUAAAAUGGGGAAGCGCUUCUAUCGCCAGAAGACUGGUAUACCACAGGGCUCAGUUUUAUCGAGCAUCUUGUGCAACUUCUUCUACGCUCAACUGGAACGCGAUGUACUUGGAUUUGUGCUUGAUGAAGAUUCAUUGCUUCUUCGUCUGCUCGACGAUUUCCUCUUGAUCAGUAUCAACGAAGAGUAUGCUCAGCGCUUCGUACGCGUUAUGCACAAAGGCCACCCGGAAUACGGCGUGGUGAUCAAGCCUUCAAAGUCGAUGGCAAACUUCGAUGUCACGACAGAAGAAGGAGACCGGAUAGCGACAAGCGGCUCAGAUGGUAAAUUCCCGUAUUGCGGCGUCUGUAUCGAUACGACGACGCUGGAAGUCAGCAAGAAAACGGAACGCCUUACAAAGGCCGGUGUUGAGGACUCUUUGACUGUAGAUCUGACCAAAAUGCCUGGCCAAACGUUCCAUCGCAAAGCUCUGAAGUAA